Paramuricea clavata is the source of this 31066-nucleotide messenger RNA. The record is from the annotation of a GenBank genome assembly. NCBI's taxonomy places the organism in Eukaryota, Metazoa, Cnidaria, Anthozoa, Malacalcyonacea, Plexauridae.
CUGUCUUGUUAUCGUAACUGCAUCCAAUUUAUCAAUUGUUCUGUAUGACCUUGGUGAAAGCUCAUCAGUUCGUGUGAUCACUUAUGAUGGUGGUUUUGGGCAAUCACUCUAUGUUUUUGAAGAUGGGACUAUAUACUGGGUCAUCUACAAUCCCUCCACUGGGCGCUUUAUAAUUCUAUGCACGUCUAAAGCAGGAGUAACAAGAAACCUCGGGAUCUGGUACAAUGGAGAAAUUUGUGUAGUGGUAGACCGAUUGUAUAUUUAUAUAUUGGAUAAAGACAACAACCGAAUUGAUAUUUAUUCCAGAAGAACAUUGGUGAAACACUGGGAAUUACGUAUAAUACCUAAUGUCAAUGAGUUGAUCCUGGCAUUGGGUAAGUAAAUCACAGAAAUACAAAUACCAUCAAGUCACUUAUUUGCGAACGACUUACUAUGAAGUAAUUUGGUACAUAUAGAUUAAUUGUUUUUAGUGGCAAAAAACCUGGCAUGUUGUUUAAGGAGACAUCAAAAGAUUUAACCAAUAAUUAUACUUUCAAAUCUUUCAAAUUUGAUUGUCUAUGAAAAAUUUGUCAUUUUGAAAAUUCGCCACGAGUCAUGAUGUUAUUAUGAAGAUUAGAAUCAAACAUUUGCAAAAAAAUGUGGAAUCCAAUAAAUGCAUUCACUUGAAAUGUAUACAGUAUAGUCGACAGAAUUUGACAGCGGAGGAAUUCGGCUUUCUAUCAAAAUGUUUGCAUAACCAAAUGUUAGCACAUCCCAUCAUAAUUUGCAAUCAGCUAUUGCCUUCGAUAUAGUAGGGAAGGCACAAACCGCACGAUAACAAACUAGCAUGCAUACAUAUACAUCAUUUGUCCGUUAAUCUUUUUCAUCACCUAAUGAAUUAUCUUUUUGUUUCAUCCGUGGUUUACUAAACAAAAAGGUUUUCGUUGUGAUCGACAAAUGAGUAACUAUAUCAUUGAUGAUCAUGAUCUAGGGUUUUUUUCUGACGAGCCGAUGACAGAUAGUUUUGUAUGAACCAUUCACACCAUGCAUUAUAAAAUAAUUUUUGCAAAAUCCCUCCAAACAUCCAAACGUCAUUGAAAUGUAAUAUCAACUAAUCAUGCUGGCCGACGGGCUGUAUUUCUGAUGUCUGCACCAAACAUCUGGCCACGAUUACUGUGUGCACUAAAUUUUAAUAUUUAAUUCUAGAUAUUGAUGAAUGCUGCUCCAAUAACACAUGUCACAUGAAUGCCACGUGUUCGGACACACCUGGAAGCUUCGUCUGUACUUGUAAUGAAGGCUUUGAGCCAAGUGGAGAUGAUUGCAUAGGUAUGUAUGUUCUCAAUGUUACUUAAAACAUUGCCCAAAAUUCCAUGUUUGAAAAUACUGAAUAGCUUAUUUAUUAUUACUAUAAUUAUAUAGCUGAUUAUUGAAAAUUCUCCUCGCUGAUUGGUCGCCGUUGAGGCGAUUAUAGCCAUUGAACUAUAAAUAAACUGGAAGGCUAACUACUAUGAUGAAGGCCUAUGAUUUGAUGAAGCCAAAAUAGUUUUUCUGAGUUUUUCUUACUUGACCCCAAACGUUGGGCUAUAUAUCAAAUUGAAGCUAUUGAAAAUUGCUAUUCGGUGUGGAAAUUUCAAGACUUCAGCGAAAAGAAAACUAUUUAAAAGAUACAAAAACAACUGCAAAAUGGCAAAUUAUCGGUAAUUUUGUUUGUAGUUUUUCAAUAUUUCCCUUUUAGCUAAAGUCUUGAAAUUUCCACACCAAAUAGCGUUUUUCAAUAGCUUCAAUUUGAUAUAUAGCCCAACGUUCAGUGUUGAGUAUUUCUGCUCAUAACUCAGAAAAACUAAAAUGCACUGGCUUCAAUCCCCCCCCCUGAGUUAGCCUUCCAGUUUAUUUAUAGUUCAAUGAUUAUAGCCCGAUAAUCACGUAAGCGAUUUUCAAAAUGGGGGCCGAAACCGUUUUGUCAAUUAAAUGACGAAGAAAUGUGUAUUCUUUUAUUUUUUCUAAAUAAUCACCUAUAUGAAAUUAUACUAAAACAAUUAUUCACCUCAGGCUCGGUGAUUAUCGUGAAUAAAAACCUCUCCUUUGGCGAAUAAUUGUUAAUUAAUUACAGCAAUGAAGCACAGUCAUGGGAGAAAAAUGAAGCAUCCAUGGGAAAUAUAUAGGGGACACAAUAACAGUAUUUAAACUUACACGGUAGAAAUAAUGGAUCCUAAUACGUUCCACAUCCCAUUUGUCUUUUUUACUUUUCACUUCCUUUUCUACCAAAUAACUGUAAAAAAAACGCCGUAAUUUUACAAUAAAAAGUACUAGCCAGAGAAUGUACUGUAAUUUUGCAGAUAUUGUUUUCAACCGAAGUCUGUAUUUAUACCGUAAAAAGGUUGUAAUUCAAAACAGUCUAUUGCACCGCAAUUUACAAUUAAAGAAUACUUUCUGUAAACGAUUACGAUUAAGCGCAUGUCAAAUAACGGAUUUCUUUUUAAAUACAAUCCAUUAUACUGUAAUUUACGAUAACAGUAUACUUACUGGAAAAAAUAACAGUAUAUUAUUAUAUGGCAAGCAUCACUUCCGGUGAAAUGACGGACUGUGAUUGGCUGAGAUCGGCGGUCCAUUACACGAAGAAAAACAAAGGCAUUUUAAAACAAAACAGCAAAACUAAUUGAAAAUUAUAAUUUAAUUUGUUAUUAAUAAGAUAUCUGCGGAAAAGAAGGGAUACAUUAGUAUUUUUUGUUUUCUUCGCCAAAUGUGGACCACGCUGCUAAUAUGCAUUUCAAAUCAUGCAUUUCUUGUUCGUUUCAAGUAUAAAUGUCAUAUAAUAAAAUUUUUAUUAACCUCGCUUGCUCGGUAUGCACAAAGACUUCGGUCUUUUUAUACAAAUCUCUCCCUACUGGCUCGGUCUAUACAAAAAAGUACCCGGUCCGAUAUUUCUCUGUACAGACCUCGCGUUCGGUUAAUAAGAAGUUGUAAUUACCGUUACUGGAAGUCGAGUUCUCAAUUUUAAGAGAACGGAAGUGAACUAUUGUGACUUUGAUCAAACACUGUGGUGCAACUCGUGUAAAUCAACUUCUGAACGCUCUGGUCCUAAGUGGGAUUGAUCCUUUACAUUGUUUGUUGAGCUGUAUUUGGAAUGAUUUUUAUGUUCAAUAUGACACAAGGCAGCAAGAUUUAGAAUGAUUCUUUUGUUCCUAUUGUUGUUGACACUUUUGAAGUCCACCCCGAUACAGUGCAUGGUAACACUUGCUGCAGACAACUAAUAGCACAACUAAUUCAACUGCUGCAUGUAUGUUGCAUCAUAAAGGAGCCAUAACCUACUGAAGAAAUCAGUGCUGUAUCAUAAUGUCAAAUUAGAAACAUGCAGCUUCUCCAACGCUUUUUGUUGUAGUAGUUGAAUCAAUGUUACUCAGCAUACGCAAAUUCAUGUUUCAUAUUUUUAUUUGAUUUAUUAGAUAUCGACGAAUGUGCUCGUGGUUACUGUGAUCCAAAUGCAGACUGUGUAAACAGUGUGGGAUCAUUCUAUUGCACUUGUAGAUCUGGUUUUACUGGAAAUGGACGCAACUGCUCAGGUAAUGAAAUAAGAUGUGAUACGAUGUUCUGUAGAAUUAGAUAAUUAUCAUGAGAUAGCUAUUUGACUAUCUGACAAACUAAAUUUCUACAAACCGGCAAACAAAGUUCACCAACUUGUCCUGGAGUGUUUUAGGUGCGACGAAAUUUGUAGAAUUCCAGACCGGUGCAGUUUUUCUUCCAUUAACUACUCAAUCCCAUAGGUAUAUAUAAGAUAUCUAUGCUCAUUCCCCACUAUAUAUACUGCUUUACUAAAAUCUUUAUAGAAAAUUUCUAAAAUUUAUAUAGAAAGAAAACAACAAUAUGUAAUGCAAAAACAUGUUCUCGAUUUGUAAUCCAAAAAUAUGUUGUCAUGCUUUUUUUUUAAAUGAUAUUUCAUAAUUCGUUUUUAGUUUGCUAUAAGCAUAGAAACAAUUAGCCUAUCUCACGACGGCCAAAUUCGCCAUUUUUAGGGUACUUUUUUAAAAACAACAUGAAAAAUCCAAGCGAUGUGAAAACAUUUUUUCAAAUAUUUAACUGUAAAUUAACUUAUAAUGAUUAUACUCACAAUUAAAGUUAUACAAAUCCCUUAUUCACUGCGUACAAUCUCAGAUUUGGAAAAGAUAGUAACUCAAAAAUGGCUGCGUGAGAAAGGCUAAUUGUGAGUCAUCGUGUUUGUUUUCAAACUACAAAGAGUAACAUGGUGGCAAAUUCGCAUACGCGCUUAGCAAUAUCAGCAAACUAUAUGUGUUACCAGACCCAACGGAAUUUUAAAGAAAAAAGACCAAAAUAAAUUAACACUCGUAUACAUGUACAUCAGCUGCAUAAAACCAAAUAUACGAAAAUCGUGAAUAUCGAACUGCAAUAUUGCUGACUUUAAUAAAACCAUACCGAGCCAUAAAGACUUGAUCUUGAACAAAUUUCGUAAUGGAGAGUUGAUUCUUGUCUGUUGAAAAUUACUUAUAUUAUUUGUGUACUAGAAAAUACAUGCAUGCAGCAGGGCUGCAUAAAAUAUUUUAUUUUCUGGGACCACAAAGCCAAUGAAAAUAUUUUCUGCAUGCAAACACUGGGAAUCUUAUGUUUGAAUUUGAUCACUAAUCACAUUAGAUUUGAAACCAAAAUAGACGUAUUUUACCCUGCUAGCAGUGGUUUCUAGCUGAGCUGAGGAGAAACCACAGUGAGCAAACGAACAAUCGUUUCAUGUAGCCGCCGUCCAGAUUCACGGACACAUACAUUAAAUGAGAAACCGGUAAAACAAGUUUGACAAGUUUUUGUUGUUGUGUGCAUGGGUAACUGCUUGGCACUGCUGGUAAAAUGCGAGCCAGUCGUACAAAAACAACACGAUCACGCUCUAAAUAUAGUAACAUGCUAUAAAUACACUACCUUUUACAAAAUAUUGAAUAAAAUGUUUGAAAUUAUACAUUAAGAUGACUUGAAAACCACCUACAGUUCAACAAAGUAACUAUAAGUUCACACACUGCAGCAAAAAUCAACCUUUUACAGAAAUAGUAGCGCAGUCGCAACAAUCUUUGAUCAAUUGAAAUUUGUAGCGGUUGAGGUCGCGACAAUAAAAAUUGCAAUAAUUGUCAAAAUCAACAGUAAUUGGAAACGUUAUUAUAUUAUUAUAUUAUUAUAUUAUUUGGAAACUUUGGAAAUUGGAAUUUAUCGAAAACGUUAACACAAUCUCCAACGUUUAAGUAACAAAAAUAAAGUUUGCAGACCGAAUUUAAAAAAUUGAUAUUGAUCGGAUAAAUACAAAAAUUUAAAAAGAUAUAACAGAAAUUCAAAUGCACAAUUUGUAGCCAUAUGGCGAGGCACCAAUUUCAAAAUAUUUUAGUACUGACAAUAACGAUAUUAAAACCGAUACAUAAAUUGUGAACUGCAUGUAGAAUAAAAAGUUGUUCGAUUAAAACUGACAGACAACAAAUAAAACAGUACUAUGCCAUGCUUGUUUAAUUACAGAUAACAAACUGUCAAGCUACAGGAAAUGAAGUCAAAUUAGUGAUGUACGUCCAACCACAUGAUCUUUGCGCAUGCUCGAUAGAAAGUCGUUCGUUUGCUUCCAGUGGUUUCUACUCAGCUCCGAAACCACUGCCAGCAGGGUAGAUGUAUUUCAACAUGGCUAUGGAAUAAAUAUUUUUUAUAUUUUAAUUUAACAACAAACAUUUACAUUUUAAUGGAUGAUGAAAGUCACCACUGGGAACUGUCUACAGUUUAAGAUUCUAGAUUCUUAUAAUUAGAAUAUAUUUGUUAUGAAUAUCAUCUUAAUUAAUGGGUGAAAGUUCAUGAGAAGGGCAGAAGGCUGUUGUGUAUUGGAACAUAUUGCUUAGAUUUUUUACUACAUUGUAAGAAAUCACCACACUCGUAGAUUUUUUAUCCACAUACUGUAGUUGUUAAAUGAGUUGUCAGUUGUAUUCAUAUAUAACUGGAGUGGUAUUUCCAGAAGUAGCUAAUACACUAGAUGAAAUCAAUUAUAACAACCCCAUAGAGGAUUUCGUCUUAAUAUCUGCUAGGCUAUUGUCUGCCUGUCUCGACCAUAAUAUCAGGCUGCUGGAAUGCCGCCUGUACCGGUAUAUUGGAAACUUGUAUUACUUGCAUGUUGCAAACAUCACUAGUUCACUACCUACAGCUUAUUAUUCAAUUUUGUCAUUUUUUCUCAUUUUCUUUCUUUCUGUUUUUCCUUUCUUUCUUUCUCUUGACUUUUUUUCUUUUAAGACUUUUAAGUUUUACCCUCCAUUUUUUUCUGCCAACCUCAAAAAUUUUCUGGGACCAAUCGUCCCGCGGUCCGCUAUAUUAUGCAGCCCUGGCAUGCAGAAACCCUCGCCUUACUGACAAAGCCAUUAUGUUUUCUGAACAUGAAGUAUUGGAAGUAGUUGUCAUGGUAACACGAUAAUUUUAAGAAUAGUUUUAAAAUUGAAAACUACUUCUAAAGUGGCCAAAAUAUCACUUUUAAUUACAAAAUGAUCAAUUUCCCAAACAUAUAUAUGCUAGGUAUGUUAUUAUACGUAAUAUAAGCUUCAAUUUAAUUUAAAAUUCAACCACAAACGCUUCGCAAAACGUUUCAUUAAAAUGUUCUUAAAACUAAACUGCCUUUUAUCGAAUUAUCGGUAAACAGUGAGUUUGAAAUAAACUGAUUUCAAAUUCUCUCACGAAAAUAACUUUGCUUUUCUCUUUAUUUAAAUUUUAAUAUAAAAAGAAAGGGUAAUUAAUAAAAAUACACUGAUAUUAUAUCUGUCUUUUUUCACUUAUAUGCGCAACGGUCGUAUCAGUUGUUAAAGCAAUUAUAAAACAAACCAUACAUCAAUAUUAUUGACAAACUUACCUUCAUUAACGUCGGCGACUUUGCUCCAUUCUUUUAGACGUUUUUUUGCUCUCAUAAAAAUUUUAAAUUUACAAAAUCUUGCAAAAAUACAACUUGCAAGAAAUGUUUGUUAUUUCGCAGUCGUCAUGCAGUCGUUAUAAUGCAAAUUUUAAAUUUAAUCAAUCAGUGUUCACUAUUCACGACAGUCCGCUACAUAUUUUGAGAUCAGUGAGGAUGAUCACCCUUGAACGGUGAGCCAUGCGCCCGCGAUAUUUGCUAGUGCGUUCCUUUCCCCGGAUGUAAAUAGCUGGGCGGAAUUAGUACACUUAGUACCCGGGCUUACGCCUGGAACGACGCUCGGGGAUUAUACAUACAUUUAAAAAAUAGGUACGCUGUAACGUACAUGAUAAAAAAAUGGUCAAUAGACCUUAUUCAUAAAUCGUGACGAGGCCUCGUAUCCUAGGAUACGGGGAAGAAACGCGGGAAAACAAGCGAAAACUGCUUGACAAGCCAAAUUCAGAUGCUAUAUAUCGACUUCAACGGCUUGUUUCUUGUUGCUUUUUGCGGUUUAUAACGAUUUUUGUGUGCAUUUUAAGACUUUGUGCCCACAACGAAAACUGUAAACGAGUAUAUUAUAAAAGCGACCGGUUUUUCUCCCGUUUUUGUGUGGAAAAAAUGACAACGUAGCGACAGUGUUUAUCCAGAAGCGAAAAACAGUAUUUUACUGAGAAUUUAACGUCAAUAUAAAGGUUAUUCCGUGAAAAAUCAAGACAACUAUGGAAUGAAAGUAUAAUUUUUCGAAUUUGACAUUAAUAUGAAAGAAAACAACAGGUCAAAAAUCACAAGAGAACGUCAAAUGUCAUUGAUUCAUACGGGAAAAUACGAACUAUGGCUGUGGCUCGAUAACAUUCUGCAAGCAGCUAUACAAGUUUAAAAAAUGAAGGCUACAUUACCUGAGUGAGUUGUAAUCUUAUUUCUUCAACAAUAGUUUCAUAUUUCUUACGAUUUUGGUGUUGUAUAGACGUUUUGUAGGCUUGUUGGUUGUUUGUUUUGGCCAUACAAACUACGACAAUAAUACAAAGUCAAAGGUUUCCUUUUUCGAUUGACUCCAGCAUCUUUUGCUUUAAAUAUCAUGUUAUAUUUUCGCAAAAGUAUUUUUUUCAACUUUCAAACUCAGUUGUAUAGAUAUUAUUUUCGAAAAAAGCCGUAAUAUUGACGAAAAAAAGCUGCCAUAGCAGACAGCAAAAAAACAUUUUGUGAAUUUUCCCGCGUUUUUCCCCGUUUCCUAGGAUACGAGGCCUCGAUCACGAUUUAUGAAUAAGGUCUAUGCCGUCCGGUUUAUUUUACAUUUCCGACUUUUAGUGGGGAAGAUUAAAAUAUCUCGGCAAGUAUUUACUCGCCCUUUAAAGCAAAAACCACCGUGGAAAUCCUCAUAAAAUAACUUUUGACACAAUAUGUCGAACGUGGGGUCAAAACAUUAUGCAUAAACCGAAACAAAUAAACAAUUGUAUAUUUACUCACCGCUUGGCCAGCCAUUCUGCAUUUCAUAUCGAGAAAAAGUUGAACACCUUCAAAACUCUUCAGAAUACUGUAUGUCAAGCGCUUUCGUGCAAAAAGUCUCGUUUGAAUAUGGCGGACUAGAAAAAUUUUUGUAAAAUUUUUUUCAGAAUAUCGGGUUGUUACUCACACGCGCGUGCCUAGGCCGAUGCACGUGCAAACACGUCACAUGAAGGUAAUUUAACCUUUAGAAUCGAUUUCCGACGUUUCCCGAGUGCUAAAUUGUUUCAAUAUUUCAAACUGUAUUUCCGCUCGAAGCUCUCGCGUAAAGUUUAGAUAUUCUGAAAUACCGAAAUAAAAGAUGCAAAUCUAUAGAUACAAACUUGAAAAUAGCACUCUAAAUAGUGUCUUGGAUUGUGAUUCGAACAUCGUCGUACAUAUUUGUUUACAUUGUUCAAAGUAUAUUGCAUAAAUUGCAAUAAAUAAUUCAUUGCAUUGCAUAAAUUUUUUUUUACUGAUUACAUUGUUAGCUUGCUGUGUUUUUGUAGUCAAUUAUAUAACAUGCAGUUUAAUAAUAUUUUCAUGAUGAUAAAAAUUACUUAAAAUUUUUAUGCCAUAUUUGUUUUCGAGUUAUUUUUUUCGGGAAAUAAUUCUUUCUUAAUUUAAGUAAUUGUAAGGUAUCUAUAAAAUUCACUUUUAUAAUUUAAUAAUCAAUAUGAGUUAAUUUCUACCCUUUUUUUAGAUUUAAUCCAUUGCUUAUUCAUUUGUAUAGAUGAAGAUGAAUGUUGUGUUGGAACUUUUUGCCACAUGAACGCUACGUGUUCCAAUUAUCUGGGAGGUUUCAACUGUUCUUGUAAUGAAGGUUUUACUGGUAAUGGUACGGAUUGUCAAGGUACGUUUAAACUUAUACGCUGUUAUUUCUCUAUAACUUUUUCAUAUGAACACUUAGGAUAAUCCCCCUUCGUAGAAACAACCAGGCAUCAUUCAUUAGCAUGAAAUGUUAGAAUGAACCCGAAUUCUUUUGCCUGUAUCAAUAGAAAGAUCUGGUCUAUGUUUCUCAAAUAUCUAGCGAAAAUGGACCUGAUUCUGAUGUUAUCUAAAUAUUGCGGUCAGAUAGGUCGGAAGUCCAAACGUUUUGUGUUCCAUUCAACAAUUUGACCGGUCUGGCUGUGUUAAUGGAAAGCGCCCCAUGGAGUUAUCUGCUGUUGGUGUUGUGAAAGGAGCGAAAUAGCAAACCAUAUUAAUCAUUUUAACAGAGCUUCCAAAAGGAACAGAACUGUCCACUCCAGACAAGAAUUUGUCUUGUUCUCGCAUGCUUGGCGUUCUGAUAUGCAAAUGCGGAAAAUAGCAGUAACCAUGACAACCGAAUAUAAGUUUUCUAUUAAGAUUUUUUGCAUGUAGGCUAUAGUAUCUCCCAUUUCUCACUGUUUUUAAUAUUGUAAUGUUUAGAAUAUUUUUUAGGCUUAGAUUGUUAUUGUUUAUUAGGAAAGGGUUCAAUAGACCUUGAUUAUUUCAACGAGAAUAGGCCUUGACUAUUUCAAAUAGACCUUCACUUACCUAUUUCAAAGUUAACUAAACAUUUCUUGGAAAACAUUCACACAAAUUUGUUUGUUCUUUUUGUUAAAUAUUUAUCACUUGUUUACUGAGACCGAGGGAAACAGUGUGUUUUGUGGACCCGAGACCGUCGAUGUUUCCCGAGGCGAAGCCGAGGGAAACAUCGACGGUCGAGGGUCCACAAAACACACUGCUUUCCCAAGGUCUCGGUAAAUAAGUGUUUUAUUCAAUAGUCAAAGAAACGAUAAAUUAAAGAACAAAUGAACGUAAAUACAUGAAAUAUUUUAUUGUUAAAACGUUAUAUUAAACACUGGCUACACUGCAGUUACUUAAUGCGAAAGUUUUAAUUACGUACCAGGCAUGUCCAAAGGUCGCAUCUUCACGUGAUGGCGCACGUGAUUUUUUUUGUUAUUCGCCGGUCGAUAACGUAUUAUCUUCCUCUCGCGCUGUUGCGCGGGAGACAGCCUAAUUUCGUCACUCUCACGUGAUAUGCUCUCGACCAAUAAAACACUAGAAAAAUGCGACUUUGACUAUUGAUAUAUAAUAAUAACGGCUUAUUGACCGAGCGUGAGGUCUGUACUGUGAAAUAUCAGACCGAGGUUUUUUAGUAUGGACCGAGCGACGAAGGAGCGAGGUUCAUGCAAAAAAACAGAGGUCUUAUAUUUCACAGUACAGACCGAACAAGCGAGGUAAAUAAUCGGUUUAUUAUAUGGCUGAACUGAGUCUGUGAGCAUAUGCUUUUCGCGCGAAUUAAAUCGGCUUUCAAACACUCAUUAAUAAUUCAUAAGCUUAUUGGCAAAUCAUGUCAACCAUAAUAUGUCGCGUCCAGUGGCUUUAAACCUGAUAAAACACUCCUAAUUAGUAUUCUUUAUAUAAAGAAUACCAAUAAGGCAGUAUCUAUUGUAGUCGUGUCCUCAUUAGUAUUUUUUAUAUAAAGAAUACUAAUAAGGCAGUAUAUCUAUUGAAUUUGUAGUCGUGUUUGAAGCCGUUUAAUAAACUCGCAGGUCGUGUUUUAUUAGGUCUAAAGCCACUCGCGCUGCGCGCUCGUGUCUUUAAACCCAAUAAAACACUCCUGCUCGUUUAUUAAACAGUACAUCCGUUCGUCAAUUUCACUGGGUAACAAUAUACGGUAGCCAUGCAUGCUCAAGAAAAAACAAUUUGGUUGUUUGAAAUUUUUAUCUGUUAAGCACAAUUAGAAAUUUAAAAAGAAAAUUUUUUUUCUGUUUGCAAAGCAAAAAUUUCCCGCCACAUAAACGACAUCCGGGACACCGGUGCAGAUACGGAAAAUACGGACUCGUCAACCGUUCAGAAUGGAAAAUUUUGAAAAGCCAUAUAAUAAUAAUACCCAAUCCUUUUCAGUUACAAACUGCAGUGUUCUUUCUUGUGGAGAAAAUGAAGAGUGUGUCCAGGUGAACAAUACCUUCACAUGUGUUUGCAAGGAUGGCUAUGAAGAACCGGGUUGCCUUCUGGGUAAGACGUUUUCCGUUUUUCGUUUGUAAUUAAUCGGAUAAUAAUGUGGUACAAGGUUGAGAUGUGAUAUCUGCAGCAAUAACAAACCAAUUAAGAGAAAUUUUGAACAAUUUUGCAAUUUAAACAACCGUAUUCAGGCCCUGAUGAAGCCGCCAUAUUGUACUGCCAAAGUAUAUUUGUGUUUCAUUGCAGUUUUUUAAAAGGUACAUAGAAUUUAAUUUACCUAUAUUAAUUGAAGCUGUGAUAAAACAUAGUAGAGCAAUGUUGAGUGAACAAGUUAUAAAUGUAAACAAUCCAUCAAAGAUAAUGGUAAUAAUAGUUAUAAUCUAUUUUAGCUCCAAAUUGCAGCGAUCCUUCCUGUGGACCAAAUGAAGAAUGUGUCCUGGUGAACAAUACCUUCACGUGUGUUUGCAAGGAUGGCUAUGAAGAACCUGAUUGUCUUCGUAAGAAUUUUCGUUUUAAAAUUAAUUGGCGUUGUUAGUCCUAAAAACGUAAAUGUACAUUAUACCCAUAUGCAAUCAGUAAAAGAGCUGGUUGUUACAUUUCUCUGUAACUUGAACCAUGGAUAAUAAAAUAAAUGGAUAGGAAACUAGCUGACGUGACCUAAUGUUUUCAAUGGGCUGAUGGCGUGAUUGGAUGUUGAAACCUAGUUGCAAACCAAAUUCUCAAAAACGGCAUGUUUAGCAAUAAUACAGCUAAACAUUUUAGUCAAAGAGCAAAUGAAUAUAAUACGCCAUUCUACGAUGAAAUCUCUAAGUAUUCCCAGUCAAUUUUAGCAAAUAUUUCAAGCACUAAACAGUGAAAAAGGCAUCCCAGAUUUCGUUAAAAUUGGGGACGCCAAUUUCGUAGCUACAAAUGUAAAAAAAUACAAAACAAAGACGAAAAACAUUUACCUUGAAUACUUUGUCGUGGCUUAGGCAUGUUUUUAAAACAAUUAGACCAGUAUAUGCUUCAAUAUUACUCUUUUAAAGCGGAAAGUAUAGCGAAACAACAAAAAUGCCGAGAACUUUGCAAUACGCGUGACGUCACAGAUUGCAACUAGGUUGUUUUUGCUUACGUCAACUAGAGUCCUAUCCAUUUAUUUUAUUAUCCAUGCUUGAACUUAAUCAACAUGUCAUAAAAACCAUCAAGUCUUUGAAAAUGUUUUCCAUGAAACAAACCGAAACAUUAGGUAUAACUUAAUUCCAACUUGAUUAUCUUAUGAGUAGGCACCGGGUUUACGGCCAGAACGUUGGCUCGGGACAAUUUAAUAUUGUAGUAAUUUUAGCCUAGUUCAUAUUGCAUGCAAAUUGUGUUUCAGCAUUUAUUUUUGUAAUUGUCACUGAAAGUUUCAUAUCCGCCUUAUUUUCUGUUUUUAGGUCCAAUGACAAUGUGCAAUAUACCUGUAGUCGUCUACUAUGGUCCUAGUGCAAUAAACUACCAAGUAACCAUCAAUAACAUAACAACCUCGGGAAGUCUUGGUAGUGGAGGAGCGAAAGACAUGGACUACGACCGUUUCUCCAGACGAUUGUUCUAUUAUGUGUCAGACAGAUUCUACAGCAUUGAACAAGAUGGUUCAGAUUUAAGAGAGAUAGCAUCAGUAGACAAUGUUGACAGGUUCACUGUAGACGGACGAAACAAUGUCAUCUAUUAUGUCAAUACGUUAACUGAGAUUAUUUCCAAGUUUAAUAUAACAAACUCAGUCGACACUGAACUUGGUAUACGUGCCAAGGACAUUGACAUGGACAUUAUAAAUAAGUAAGUACUCUUUAGUACAAAAACAAACAAGAAAUAUUUUGACCCAACUAGGGUUGGGCGAUAUUAAAAAAAUCAUCUCACGAUUAUUGUCAAGGAAAUUAUCACGAUAGUCAUCGAGCAUGACGAUAAUUUCGAUAUAUCGUCGCUCAAGUUUCUACCUUCGAUACGAUAAUCGCGAUUGAAAGUAUCGCGAUAAAUUAAAAUAUCGAAAUAUCGCCCAACCCUAGACCCAGCUACUGUAGGUCACAGAGAAUGUCUUGUUUGCCUUUAACAACUAUCCUUGCUCACCCUGAAUUUAUGGAUAAUAUCCAAUUUAGUAUUUCAAAAUACCUGUGGUUCCGGUUUCCCGACCAACCCUUUUAUUUCUGCCGACCCUAUUAUUUUUUUCCACGUGAUCGAUUGACCAUGCGACCCUAUUUCCCCCCGGUGGUUGCAGGCUGCUCAUACAGCGUGCCAAAUUGGCGUUUGUUGAGCUCAGUAGUUGUCGCAAUAUCAAAUUAUUGAACCAAAAUACCAAAUUGCCUAAAUUUGUCCAUAGGAAAUGGGCAUGUGUAGUUAAUAUUGAUGUCGGGAGCAAGCAAAAAAAACCACCAAAACCAUGAAAAAAAUAUUUAAAAAAAAAUUAUUUCCGACCUACCUACCCUAUUUUUUUACGAUAUGAAACCGGAACCAUUUUUUUAGGCCUUAGGUUAUAGAUUUCGGGAGGGAAAAUACUGAUUUUUUGCAAAUUCGGUCACUUGGUUUAAAAUAUAAAGUUGAGUUGAAAUGAUCCUCUGGCAAAACAAUUUCGUCCCACAUGCAGUAAUUGGAAUGGAAUAUAAACUGUAAGAAAGAAGGUUGUGUUCAGAAGCAUGGCUAAUUAUUUUGAACUGAAAAUUCUGAACUUUCAUUCCCUUGAUUUUUCUGAUGUUACCCCGAGUGCGUGCGCACACCGGAAAGGCUGAAACAUUUGCCUGACCAUGGUGGGAAUCGAACCCGCUAUACCUUUAGGAUACCAGUCCAAUGGACUGCCAACUAGGCUACGAAGUCAAAUCGGUUCUACUAGGAACUGAGUGUAGUUCCUUCGAUAUUAAUGUGGUCUCAAUGUGCUAAAAAAGUCCUUCUUAAAAUUUGCCACAUUUUGUCUACAUUCCCUGCAUUCAUCAUCAGCAAUCUAUACCAUAUAAAUUAUCACCAUGUAAUAUGUAACACUGUAUCGCACUAUUUUGUGCUCUAUAUUUAAGACAUUGCUCAAAGUGUUCGGUUCCCGCUCAUGCAACUUUGUUAUAUAUUUUCUCCUCUAGUUACCUGGUUAUUGUCAGAACGGAUAGUGGUAGAAACAUAGAGCGUUACAAUGUAGAGACAGCAAUGGUGGAUGUAAUCAAAUCAGGAGAUGACUUUCCUCAGGAUGUUUCUGUUGAUGCUGAUAAUGGUGUAGUUUACUGGGUGAACGUCAUUGGUGGUUCUACGUUUAAAGUCAAGAGUACCUCGUAUGCUGGUGAUACAACAGACUUGAAUAUUACUUAUCCUGACACAAUCGAAAUAGCUCAAGAUGAACUUUACUUAUAUGUUCUGUUUGUUUCAAAUCAGACAAUCUAUAAAUAUAGGAAAAAUACAUGGGAGCAAAUGGGAAGUAUCGUUGUUCCUAGUGGUACAAGUGGAAUUGAAGUUGCAUUUGGUGAGUAUCAAAACCUGUAUGUAACCUGUAUCAAUGAAAUUAUUUAUAGUAUCAAGCAGAAGAAAAUAAACAUUGUGCUCUGUCUUAACCUGAUUAAGUCCUUGUUUUCAAGAGGUGAAAGACAGAAUUUUUAUUCUACGGGGCGACAGCGGAGUGUAGUUGAAAAUUCCUUCUUUUACUGAAUGAGAAUAUUUUUGCUAUUGAACGAAAAAAGACAUUCAUUAUUUGUUGUAUAUGACACCAAAGCAGUUUUGAGGCUCUUUUCUGUGUGUUUCACACAGUAUCAACUGCGGAGUAUCUCAAUGUUCUGCAAUAUGUUUACAUAUUAUUUUACCUGAAGUAUUUGCUCACAAAACACCACAGGUUUUGUAUUUGGAGCAGUGCUCUCCAUGCUUUGUAUACCUAGCUGUAAACAUGGCUCCAGCUGGGCAUAGAAUGAAAACACUUCAGGAUUGAUUUAACUAUCCUGUCUAGAUUAGUUAUUGCAGGGAACAUUGUUCUCAGUGAAUUAGCGAAGUCAAUACAGUAAUGUCUUUAACUUAUGCAGCUCAACUGCAUUACAGGGUAAAAUUUCCCAUGCCUAUAAUAAAAUUCUAAAAUUAAUUCCUCUGGGUAAUACUGUAACUACGUUCUAUAUGACAAAAGCAUCAUAAAUGCUUUGGACAUUUUUUGUAACACUUAUGUAAUGCUUAACUGCAUUACAGCCUCAUAUUUCCCAUGCCUAUAAUAAAAUUCUAAAAUUAAUUCCUCUGGGUAAUAGUGUAACUAUUUUCUAUGACCAAAGCAUCAUAAAUGCUUUGGACAUUUCUUAUAAGAUUCUGCAAGAAGCAGAACCUUUAGCAAUAUCAUAAUUCAUCUUAGGUUUGAUAAAUUGUGAUAUAUUUUAAUUUUUGUAGACGUCGAUGAGUGUUGUGUUGGAACAUACUGUGACAUGUACGCUACAUGUUCAAAUUCAUUGGGAAAUUUCAACUGCUCGUGCAAUGAUGGUUUUUCUGGAAAUGGCACGGAUUGCGAAGGUUAAUGGAUUUUUAUAUCUAUUUAUGCAUUGAACACAACCUUUGAAACACUUCGAACUCAUUGAACAUGCACAACGAUCAUUGUUGUCUGGACAAGCCAAAAUAUUGUUAAAAGCCCAUAUACACGAUAUCACUAGUAAUAUAUUAUCCUUAUCCUUUCGUAUGCUCUGAAAUAAAGACAGUGUAAAGAUGUCGCAUUUCAAAUUUCGCCAUAAACUAAUGGACAGGAAUAGUGGCGUCAGUGGUCGUUUUCAAACACAAGUAUGACAAUUGGAUACAAAUACUGCUAUCAUGUAAAGGGACAAUCUGAAAAUUUCAUCUUUUCUGACCAUUUUAAUACCAACCUUGUUGAAUACUUCGAACUAGAAGUUUGUGAAUUUUGCGUUUAAAGUUGGGCUAUUUUAGCUUUUGAAAUUCCUCGCGCGGCCAAGAGGUCAUGAUGACGUAUGCAGCGUGACACAGUGCACUCUUCCUAUCUGUAAAUACUAUAAACAAUGUAGCUUCAACUGCGUUGAAUUGGAAUUUUUGAUAAUUUAAACAAAAUCCAAAUAAAUCUGCCUUAUGUAGAUGCGAUACAUUGGUAAAUCAAUGCAAUGAAAUCACCAUACGACGAUUUAUCGCUUAUAAGCCGGGGAAAUGCGAAAUCAAUGUUGUAGUAGCAGUGUAGGUUUCAGAUUUUCGUUUUAUAUAGUCCAUUGUAGAUAGUUGGAUAUAGUUAGAAUUUAUACAGUCCGUACUAUGACAAAAUAGGCGAAAUGAAAUUAAUUGAAGUAAACGAAGUUGAGUAUACCGGAACGCAAUAAACUAUUACUAUUAGGAAUAUAAGUACUAAAGUACCUCAGUUACGCUUCAAGUGUGUAAUGUUUUCGUCUAUUUGCGUUUGCUGAAACGUGCCGUAUCUAUAUACUGUUUGCGCGCAAUUUAUUCCCUAGUCACUGGUUGUGUACUAGCUGCGUCAAAUGAAUACUAUUCUAGGCCGUAAUUAAUUUAAUUCCUUUCUGGCCUUAUCAGUCAAGAAGUUAUGUUUUCACAACAGGCGUAUGAACCACCGAGGCCGGAGCGCACUAUAUACUUCUUAGUCGAUCAUACUCACGCGACAGAGUCCGAGUGAAGAACCAUUUAUUUGACUAGGUUAAUUUAUACUUAUAAUUUACAAUAUCAGUUUACGUAACAUACUAUACACUUUUUAUCACGUUCUCAGUUCUUUGCUGUGAUUAUUUAUAUCCAGUGUUGCUUUAAGACGGAUACCUCUUCCUGAUCUCAUGCUGGAAGCGGUCUAGAGUUUUCCCAUCCAAGCAUGGCGAAUAUCCAUCUCACUAUCCACCGAUAUACGCCACUGCACGAAGGUAUCUAAAAAUUAACAAUCAAACACUGAGACUGAGUUAUUAUACCUUCAUGAAUGCACUGUUACACACGACGGUACUGUUAUACACAUUUUGUUUAUAUAUUUCAAAAUAUUAAUAUUCAAAGCAAUAGAUAGAUUAAAAUACACGUUUCAAAAUCUUACAAAAUACAACCAUUUGCGAUUAUUGCGAAUAUAUAGAAAAUACUGAUGAAAACUGACCAAAAUUCAGUGAAAUUAAUUUGACUUACUCAUUUUGCCCGGCUUGAGUUCUGCUUGUUGAUUUGCGGUUAUAUACUGUUCGAGUGUUCGGUGCAUAAUAACAGGAUAGUCCCAGUGCUGUAUAAUAAGCCUACAUUCAGCGUCCUUUCCAUCGUACGUAAAUUUGGCCGUACAUUCCAGAAUCUCUUCACAGCACCGGUAUCACUACAAAUCUACAAUCAGUACAAUGCCCACUGCAUGUGCACCUAAAAUCAAUUCACAUGUUAAACGAAACACGCUAAUAAAUAGUUCGAGAAACGCUUUGAUAUUAGACUGCUUUGUUAAACUUACCAUGAACUAACAGCUACGGUUUUCGUAAAUCUCGCCGCAAAACCGUCUUCGCCUGUUUUGUCUUCCUCAUAGUCAUUAGUCACUAUCAGCAACUGGCUCGAACUGAUAGGGCUGUACAACGGACGAUUGUUGCUCAACAACGUCCUCGUUAUCUGUUGACUGUUCUGUAUCUGUCUGUGAUUCAAAGCUUUCGCUAUCCGACAUUUUUUGCGUUUUUAAGGAGAAAUAUACAAGCUACUGUCUUGCGAUUAGUGAUAUUUUAUAGUUUUCAUUCAAGUAAACACUGCGAUAUGUCACACUGCAUACGUCACAAGGCCGGAAUUUUCGAUACCAGUCUUUCAUCAGGUAACGAUUCAAAAUAGCUGUAUUUGUCGUACAUUUUAGGUCAUUUUCAAUACUUUUAGAGCGCUUUUACUAACUAAAAAUAUUUUUACCUAGUUAAGGGAGGUCAUUUCUUUCCAAAUUUCGAAAUUUAAAUUUUUUCAUUUUUCCUUGCAUAUACACUUUAAGCUAAAAGCACAUUAUUUCCAGAAAUUCUAUCACCACAAUAAGCCAACGCAAGGAGAAACAACAUGUUUAUAUAUGGCUUUCCCCACAGGGGUAUCUGCAUUUAACCCCCACCACCCCACCCCGAAGAAAUUAAGUGGUGAUAAGUUGGCCAAAUUUUCUACUUUAGUCAGUCAAAGAACUAAAUGGAAAGCGUGUCUGAUAUCUGUGUAUCAUGACAUAAUCAUGAUGAUUGGGAUAUGAAGGGUUUUUGUUACAGUUAUAAAGAUAGUAGAAAUUAAUCCGAUGUUGUGCAUGGUAGAUAUUCAUUACAUGUGUACACUGUUUGGAUAACUCUUUUUAGUGAAUGACCGAUUGUGCUACAAAUUGGAUUUUUUAUCAUGCAACAGUCUCCCCGAUGCCUUAAACACAUUUUCUUUUGUGUGUGUUGGAGGGUGAGGGAGGUGAACUUUUGUCAUUUAAAAAAAAAACGCUCUGCCUCUCUUAAUUUUACAUUUACGCCUGCAUGCAUAUAUGAACCGAUUAUCAAGUGUUCCAAAAUUUGGAGAAAAAAUUAAUCAAAAAAUUAAAUCUUUAGAUAUCGAUGAAUGUUUGGAUUAUCCAUGCCACAGCAAUGCUACCUGCGUCGAUGCAAUUGGUUCGUUUAAUUGCAGUUGCAAUGAAGGUUUUCUAGGAGAUGGUUUCAAUAACUGUGAAGGUAAAAUAUAUUUAGAUUUAGUGUAAUCAAAUGUCGAAGUGAAAUAGUCUCUAAACCUUCGUUGGUAUAGGGACGCAACCACCUGAAAAAUACAUGGCGAAAUUUGACAAUUCAAGCCCAGGCUCUUCGUCUGGCAGUUUGUAGUUCCGAUAGUCUUCAGCACAUUCUGUUGACAUCUGUGUUAUCAGCUCACAUCUGUUCUAGAUGAAAUAUAAAUACAUACCGUUGUAUUUCACCUCUUAUGGCUGUUUGGUUGAAACAUUACCAUAUCUCCUUUCGUCUUUAUAGUAUCUUGCUGGUGUUUUUGGCUGACUUUGCUCUUACCAUUAUUUCUUAUUUCAUGUUACAAUGUAUGAUGUUAAGUAUUUGAUUAUUCCAUCCGCUGGAAUAAGUCCACACAUCUUCUUGAUGUGUUUGCUAUUGUAACCUUAUUUCUAUUUUCUUUGCACAAGAUGAACAAACGUUGUUGUUUUCAUAUGGGUUCAAUGUAUUUUUGCCAAUUUGCUUUAUCAAUUUGAAUAUAUCCAUAUGAAUAUAUAUAAAUACCAUGAGCUCGCAAUCGUAUAUGGCUGAAAGCUAACUCGGUGCGUAGGAUGCCAGAAAAUGGUAAAUAUUAACUGCAGCAAUAAUAAAGUCAUGCAUUAACUGCAUCAAUAAUAUCUUCUGCCCUAUUGCAAUAUUUUGACAGUUUAUUCAGCCACAGUCUGUGUCACAACUUUACAUGACAAUUUGCAAUGUUUUUGUCGUAAAACUGAAGAUGAAAUAAAUUGCUUUCGAACAGAUAUUGCAGGGUUUGGCUACCACACAGGUGAAUGAUGUCAAUAAACUUGGCAUCCGGAGUCGUAUGCUCUUAAUACAACCCUAACAGUCACCCUUAACCAAGCAAUGAAUGCACAUAAGUCAAGACAGUGUCAACAAACAAUGUCAGUAUUUUGUUGUGGGACGAGCAGAUAAUUUGGCAGGAAAAAGUUCUUGUCUGUAUCAGGCAUACUUUUUGUACUCCAAUUGAUAUGACGACAAAGAGGGGAAAGCAUCAGAGUUUUCCCAUUGAUUCUAAUUCUUUUUCCAAAAUAAAAGAAGUUGCUGUUGUUUAAAGUCACAUUCAUGUUCUUUUUCAGCAACCAACUGCAGUAUCCUUUCUUGUGGAGAAAAUGAAGACUGUGUUCAAGUAAACAAUAUAUUCAAGUGUGUUUGCAAGGAUGAUUAUGAAGGACCUGAUUGCAAGCUAGGUAAGAAAAUAUAUCAGAGGGCACGAAACAGUAGUAACUCUUAUUAGCACAUGCUCGGGUGUGGAUAGUGGUUGCUCAUGCUCUGGAUCUCGUUGCACUAUUUUACUCACAGACAAGCAAAUGGGCCAUUCCAUUUAAUAUAGGCCCCACCCCUAUUGAGGGGUCCCUUCAUAAUCCCCUUAGGAUAUAAAAAUUUUAGAACCCCCUUGGAUGCGAUUUUUGGAAGUUACCCCAUGGAUUUCUUUAUACCCCCUUUAGUGAAAAACCCCUCCCCUCCCAUAGGAUUUCCAGACCUCUCAAUAGGGGGGGGGGGGUGCCUAUAUUAAAUGGAAUGGCCCAAUGUUUGUACUAAACGAAGACGUGGUUUCGCCAAACACAAAGAAAACCACAAAGUCUUCGUUAACAGUGCGUGGAGCUAUUUCUAAUGAAUAAAAUCACUAAUGUUUUAAAUAAUAAAACUUAACAACUAUUAUUGGAGCUGUAUACAAAUGUUUUAAGAAUAUUUUCGUUGUUUUUUGGUCGUUAUUAUUUUGUUAUGGUAUAUGCUAAAGCAAUCAUUAACCAUGGAGGCCGAUGAAUAGUGCAAGAUAUUCACCUCAACGCUUUGUGUUUCUGUGAAUAUCCUUGUACUAUUCACCUUCACUUCAGUGAAUAAUUGUUAAAUAUCCUAAAUGUUUUAUGGUGUGUAUAUUAUAUGUUUGAAAUAGUUAUAAUUUUUUACCAUUUGCUAGUCUGUUUUCCUAAUAACGACUGAAGCAUAGACGAAAUAUAGAAUGUUAUUAUAUUGAGACUGACAUUGUAAACAAAAUUUUCUCAAUGAUCUUGCAUGUUUGAGAGUACUUCAUGUUUUGAAAUCUUCAGUCCGCUCACUCUUCUUAUAUUCUGGCCACUCUGCUCACAUUCUGUUUAUGAAAUAUUUAAAUAUUGCUACUGAACGUCAAACGUCAGGAUGUGUAGAGUAACUGUUGAAAUUAUUGCAACCCUAGUUUACAUGUGGUGAAUAUAAUGAAGAUAGAUCUAGCUGGAGACAACCAAGUCGUAAUAUUUUUCUCACACAGACUUUAUUCCCUGAUCUAAAAUAUAGAAUAUUAAAUAUGUAAUUUAUGUAGACCUAUAUACCUGUGGUCAAUCAAGUGUUAAUAUUUUCACACAUUUUUCUUGACAUGAUAAUUUAAUAUUCUAACAGUACAAGCGACAUGCCAAGCAAGGGGUGAUCCACACUACUCAACAUUUGAUGGAACAUUUUAUGAUUUUAUGGGAACAUGUGAAUAUGUUCUGGCUAAAGACCGUGUAAAUAACACUUUCGAAGUACGACAAACAAAUGAACCUUGUUAUGGAUUGCCUACAUGUACAAAGUCAUUAACAGUGAUCUUAGCAGGUUUAACUAUCGAUCUCCGAAGAGGAAUGACUCGGGUAAAUGAUGUGCAAGUGACAUUGCCAGUUUAUUAUCAAGGUGAGAAAACUUGACUUUAAAUAAGUACUACAUAAGAUAACGCAACACUGGAGGUAUAGCUACAGAAGAUGCAGCAAUAGACCCCCUGGUAGGAAUCGAACCUGUGACCCUGGUGCACGGCUCUAAAAUUCAAAAAAUUGUAUCCGAAAAUUCGGCGCUCUAAAUUUAGAGAUCUACAAAAACCCUUGUAAGUAGCACAAAAUGGCGUAUAUAACAGGACCAAAUUUUUCAUCUUGGCGACCAGAUAUUUGCUAAACGUAUAGCCCUGGUAGCGAUCGAGAAUAUUCCUUAAAAUAUUUCAGUAUCUAAAGUUUUUCAUUUCUUGCAUAUACAGUAAUUUGCCAUCACAUUGAACAAGUGUUUUUUUUUUCGUAAUACCUAUGUACAAGGAAAAUACUUCAUAGCACCAAAUUCUACUGUACCUUAGGGUGGGAACUAUUCAUGCGAUGUGUUUAUAAACACAGAAACAACAACUGAAAAAUGUCACACCUGUAUAUCGGCUGUCCUGCUAUCUUUUGAUUCACUCUAUAGGACAGCAGACAUAAAAUCUGUGACUGGCAGGUUACUGGUUGUUGUUGCUUACUACUGUAAGAUGCUUUGUUUCAGUCGCAUUUAAAUUAAACUUAUUCUUUUUCAAACUUGUAGUUUUAUUGGAAACACUCAACCUUCACAAAUUCUUACUAUUACAUGUUGUGUUAUAAUAAUUCAAACUUCUGAAAUGCAUGAGUAAUUUAUUGAUCAAUAUACCUUUGAUAUACGGCAACAUGUCAAUUAUUGUCAGUGGAAAAGCUCACCAAUCAGAAUCACAUAUUUUAGACUUAAAUACUAUUUAGCUACGAAACAGGUAGUUGUUUUAUGCGACCAGCCCCGCCCCCUAUAGGCACGUGGGUGACUGUAAUUUUUUUAAUGUUUCAGCCUCUAGUGAAGUACAUUUUAGCCCAUUUGAUAUAUUAGUAUAAAAUACUUUUUGACAUUGAUAAUAGACGCGACCGGCCAACUUUCUGAAAGUUACAUUCUGAUGAUGUUUUUUGUUACAAGCUGCCAACUGGCAUUUUCUUAGACGCAUUAAUAAAGAAGCUAUUUUAUAUGUUGGCACCUCUGAUUUUGGCUAUUAAAUGUACUAUGUUGACAAAAAUGCAAAAUCACAAAAAUAAACUAUACCAAGAGAAAGAUCGCAAGAAAGUAUAUAUAAAACGACCAAGCGAGUAGGGCGAAUUUUCAAGUCGGUUUUGAGUUUGAGCUUCAAGUUGGCAAAAUAGUAACUUUAUGGUAUACAGUACUGUAAUUUAUUUUUGUUAAAAAUGAACUUGAAAUUUUUGCAUUUUUGUCAACAUAAUACUUUAAUAGGCAACAUUUUAAAAUUCUCAAAAUUUCGGCUAUAUAUAAAGCCAAAAUCAGAGUUGCCAACAUGAAUAGUCUUCUUUAUUAAUGCCUAUACCCUAAGAAAAUGCCAGUUGGCAGCUUGUAACAGAAAACGCCAUCAAACAAAUUUUGGUGUACAUUUUCAGAUUUUGGCCGGCCGUCUAUAACCUAAAAAGUGGGAAAGGUGUUAUGUGUUAACAUAGUUAAUAGAGGAGAUGGUUUGGAAACUUAUUUGCAUUACAAUAAACCUCACUAUCUAUGUUUUUGUUCAGGUUUAUGCAAAAAUGUGGUCUUUCAUCGUCACGUGCGUAUUGUAUUUUUGCUCAACCAGCCAACAGCAACGGUUUUGUCCAAUUGCCCAUCCAUGACUUUAACAAUAGGACAUUUUGAACAUUCCUAUUGGUUGACUUGAGAAAAAUACAAUACGCACGUGACGAUGAAAGACCACAUUUUUGCAUAAACCUGAACAACAUAGAUAAUGAGGUUUAUUGUGAUUUUAUUGUAAUGCUAACGAGUUUCCAAACCAUCUCCUCUAUUAACUAUGGUGUUAAUCACCAUUUUAAAAGUUAUAAAAUUAAUUUUUCUUUGAGUUUGCAAACAGUGUUAACAUUUUCCAAAUUCUGGAAAUAAAUUUACAAACCUCACACUCAAUGAUUAUAUUAAACAUUAUAAUUGCUGGUUUACGAUUACAAAUGUUUUGUCUUCUUGUCUAUUGUUUCAGGUGUCAACAUCACUGAAAGUGGAAAUGGAAAUAUAAUAAAUACAAUAGUAACAAGUGAUUAUGGUGUAACUGUUCACUGGAACAAUGUUUAUAAUGUACGAGUGAUAGUUGGAGGUCGGUAUUUCAACAGAACAUCAGGUUUAUGUGGUACAUAUAAUAACAUAAAAGAUGACGACUUCUGGGCAUCUAAUGGUACAAUUGUAACUAAUCCAGUAGAAUUUGGAAAUUCUUGGAAAGUUGAUCCUGAUUGUGAUGAUGCAAUUGCAGUACCACAUCCCUGUGACGCCAACUCAGACAGAAGAUGGAUAGCACGAGCCAACUGUUCAACGUUACUCAGACCUCCUUUCAACGAGUGUUCAAGCCAUAUAAAUGCCACCCAAGAAGGAUUUAUUUCAGAUUGUGAAUAUGAUAUGUGUGCCUGCGAGGAAGAUCCUGUUGUUUGUUAUUGUCAAGCUCUCGAGGCUUAUGCUGACUAUUGUUCUUCCUUUGUUGAUAUUCAGUGGGAGGCAUUGGACGAAUUUGCAGUUUGUCGUAAGUGUCUAAAUAUGUAUAUAUUUUAAUUUUUUCAAGACACGUCCAUUAGAUAAAUGAUACCUUUAGAAUCUUUGGCCUUUUUACUUUUUAUAUUGGUAUUGUAACUUGUCAUUUUUUUCCGGUUGCACUACUUGCCAUUACUGUAAUUGUUAAUUGCUGUAUUAUUGUUACUACUCUUCGUCGUAAGUCGUUGCUCGUACCUUUUUCUCUAACAUUAACUCUUACUUUUUUUUUAUUGCUGUUUCUGGUAUGCUCAAUGUACUGUUACUAUUUCUGUUACUUUUACGUUUCCCUUACACUAGUUCUUACUCCUACUUGUACAGUUAUGAGUACCAUUAUAGCAUUACCAUUACUGAAUGAUGCUGUUACAGUUGCUGUGACGGUUAGCCAUAUUAAUAUUGCUAUUAACCUGUGACUCUCGCCCUAACUGCAAUUGUUGCUGUUUCGUGUACUUUUACUCUUAAUUAUUUUCUUACUGUGAUUGUUACUGUACUUGUAUAGUAGUUCCAACUGCAGAUCAUUGUUCUUACCAUUACUAUACACUGUAAUUGUUAUUAUUGUUGUUAUUGUUUUUCUUUUACUCUAACCGUUACUUAACUUCUUACUGUUUCUAUUGAUGUGACUGUUAGUUGCACCAUAGACAAUCAAAGGAAUGGACUGGAAACGCUAGGCAAAACGCUAUGAUGCGAACGCGGCAUCCGUGAUACGGGCUAGCACGUAUCAAUUCCUCAGUUACCGUGGCAACUGGCCUGUAAAAAAGUUUUAAAAAUGUAGAUUUUGCAUAUAUUUUUUCCCUUUUUUUUAAACAAACGCAAAGGUAAAAGAUAUUUUUUGGCGGUACCAAAAGCAAAGAAUAUAUGCCAAGGUGAGUACGUGUAUAUUUUUAAUUUUCCCUAUAAAAACAAUCAUUACAACUUCGGUUUUUCACAACGGUGUCACUUGUCUGCUAAGGCAUAUAGUUAUACUCUCAUAUGUAAUGUUGAUUCCACUAGGACGUUCACAAAUCCCUGCGAUAUACAAAUUUUGUAAUAAAUAUAUUUUUUAACAGCUCACCUUGCGCGACUACGAAAAGAUGUCAAUUUUUGUUGUUCUAAAUCCGAACCCUGUAACUACAGUUUUAAAAGAGUUUGGGAUUUUAAGGUUACAUAUUUUGAACAAGAAUAGACUAAUGAGUUCCACUAUCGCUUUUUUAAACUUCUUUUUGGCAAAACAAACUCAAAAAUCAAUAUUGAAUGCGUGUGCACUGUCUUUGAAAACACAAAUGUCGCUAUUUUUGUUUUUCGAGUAUACACUUACUUCGAACCCUGUAACUACAGUUUUAAAACAGUUUAGGAUUUUAAAGUCACAUAUUUUGACUUAGUUAAAGUUUAAUUUGAAUAAGAGGUGUCAAGUUAAUGUAAAAAUCGUUUGAACUUUAUUGGAAGUAUAUUAAUACAGUACGUACCCAUGCACAUAAACACCAGGGCAAUGGCGACAUUUGUGUUGUCAAAAACAGUACGCACGCAUUGAUUCAAUGAUGAUUUUUGGGUUUGUUUGACCAAAAAAGAAGUAAAGAACGGUAGUGGAACUCGUGCUUGUUCAAAAUAGGUAAUUUUAAAAACCUAAACUGUUUAACACUAUAGUUGCAGGGUUUGAAAUAUGAAGUGCAUACUUCGCAAACAAAUCUGGCGACAUUUGUGUUGUCAAAAAUAGUAUGCACACAGUCAUUGAUUAUUUUUAGCCUUAUUAACGCAAAAAGAAGUUUAAAAAAGCGAUAGUGGAACUCAUUAGUCUAUUCUUGUUCAAAAUAUGUGACUUUAAAAUCCUAUACUGUUUUAAAACUGUAGUUACAGGGUUCGAAGUAAGUGUAUACUCGAAAAACAAAAAUAGCGACAUUUGUGUUUUCAAAGACAGUGCACACGCAUUCAAUAUUGAUUUUUGAGUUUGUUUUGCCAAAAAGAAGUUUAAAAAAGCGAUAGUGGAACUCAUUAGUCUAUUCUUGUUCAAAAUAUGUAACCUUAAAAUCCCAAACUCUUUUAAAACUGUAGUUACAGGUUUCGGAUUUAGAACAACAAUCGUAGUUAGUCGCGCAAGGUGAGCUGUUAAAAAAUAUAUUUAUUACAAAAUUUGUAUAUCGCAGGGAUUUGUGAAUGUCCUAGUGGAAUCAACAUUACAUAUGAGAGUAUAACUAUAUGCCUUAGCAGACAAGUGACAGCUUUGUCGCCAAGUUCCAGGGUUCGAAAUAUAACCACACAGGGAGAGAUGUAAUAUACGUGCGUAAUUGUUUUGUCAACGUUGUGAAAAACCGAAGUUAUAAUGAUUGUUUUUAUAGGGAAAAUUAAAAAUAUACACGUACUCACCUUGGCAUAUAUUCUCUGCUUUUGGUACCGCCAAAAAAUAUCUUUUACCUUUGCGUUUGUUAAAAAAAAGGGAAAAAAUAUAUGCAAAAUCUACAUUUUUUAAACUUUUUUACAGGCCAGUUGCCACGGUAACUGAUGAAUUGAUACGUGCUAGCCCGUAUCACGGAUGCCGCGUUCGCAUCAUAGCGUUUUGCCUAGCGUUUCCAGUCCAUUCCUUUGAUUGUCUAUGGUUGCACGGUCUAUACUAUUUAUUAAUCUUCCAUUACCCUUGUCUUUACCAUUGUCAUUUUCAAUGAUGCUGCACUUACUGUUGCUAUUACUCUUAGGCGUACUGAAAUUUUACUGUUACUGGUAUUUGUGUUCUGUGAGUUAAAACUUAGUUAUGUGUUUACCUUUUCGUUCAUGUUCUCUACAGUAUAUGCCCUUUUCUUCAAAAAAUAUGUUAACUAUUUCUAACAUUUUAAAAUAAAUAUGGUCAGCUGAUUAUCUUUUCCACCACUAACUUUCUUUCAAUAUCUUAAUGUAGGUACCCCAUGUGCUAGUGCUCCAUGUUUCAAUGGUGGUUCUUGCAGAAAUAUUAAUGGGUCAAUAUAUGCAUAUGAGUGCACUUGCCCAAUCGGAUUCGUAGGUGACAGAUGUGAACUUGAAGGUAAAAAAACUUCUCUCCAGAUAAUUCCAGAUUCAUGGUUUGGAUGUUUUCCAGAAAACAUUGAGACCUCUCCAUCUAGUUGCAUUUUUUUCAACUGCUCCUGGUUAGGUUUAAUAAAUAUAUAAAAUUCACGCUCGAAAUUUCCAUUCGGCUACAAGACGCUUCAAAUUUCUAUAAUGCUGCAAUACUCACGCAACCUGAUUGAAAUUUACCGUACUCGCGCCUCUUGUUGUAAAUAGUUGGUCCGGCAUGGAUAAAUUUGCUAUGAGUGCCGUUCUAUAAUAUAUGCUCACAACUUAUUUAAGCAUAAUUGAAAUUGGACCAAAAGCUAGGUAAAGCGCAAGUUUUUUAACUAUAUCAUCCCCAUUAUCAAUUCUUUUUUCCGUGCGAUUUUUUGUUGGUCUCUACUGUCAUUUUGCUGUUUUGUUUUACUGACAAUGUUGUUAGUAUUUGUACCUUUCACCUUUGUGCCUUGGGUUACAAUCCUAAUAGACCUUUAGUUCUCUACUCUGUCUCUGUUGCAUGUGCGAAGACUGCUUCCAAGUUCACUAUAUCAAACAACACUCAUUUUCGUCGAUUGUACGAUUUAUCUUCGAUAUACAACCAUUUUCUCUUGCAGUAAGCUGUACAAAUUAAUAAUUGGUCGCCGAAAGCGAGAAUAUUAUAAAUCUAUAGUCACUGAACAGCAGGCAAAGAGACUAUAGGCUUGUAAUCACUGAACGUAUUUUAGUAGAAAUUGUGAAGAGAAAAAGAGCACACAAAUUAUCAAAUCCAUUUAAAUGGCUACAGUACAAAAUUCAGCAAUUUUUUCAGCACCCCAGCUAAGUUUUUUGCUAUUGGCUUUGUGACAAUAAAAUAAUAUGCAAAUUCACAACAAUAAUGUACACUGAAAAACGGUCAGAAAUAUACAAAAUAAUUUAAAAAAAGAGCACAUUCUGUGGACCAGGAUGAAAAGAAUAUCGAUUUGCAGUUGCAAUUUUCAACAAAACUUGGUUAAUUAAGUUUCAGUUUGGGUUUAAAUUGAGCUGCUCGCGAAGAUACCUUUUUGAAAAAAAUGGUAGUCUGUGGGGAGUUAGAGGCUAUUAAUUCUUGGUCGCUCAAUUUCGACCAUUCAGAUUGCAAGUGAAGCUACAGCCACCUCACAAUGUCUACUAUCAAGGAAUGGCCCUUACUGAACAUCUGGGAGAACAGCUUAUUAUUUGAAAGUGCUAUCCGGUAUCCCGUGUAACUAAAUGUUUAGUAAUGUGUUUGUCCAUAUAGAGUCGGAAAUUGGUUAUACAAAAUUGUUUUCUUUUUCUUCAGACGUUUGUCAAGUACCAAUUCUCUAUUAUGCUAACAGUUCUACAAUCGACACUUACAACACCAAGGCCGGUGAUCUUUCACCAAACUUUUUCUUGAGAUCUGCUGACGCUCAACUGGUCUACGACAAACAUAACCGUCAAAUUUUAAUGUAUGCAUCAGGCACAACAUUAUCCAGAGUAACUUUGGAUGGCUCUAAUAUAACGACCUUGGCGACAAUGGAAGAGCAUAUUCGGCGGUUCACAUAUGAUGGUCGUCGUAAUAUUAUAUAUUAUCUUCAUGACGCAAGUGAAGCUAUUCAUAUGUUAAACCUGACAAGUAUGGAAGAUGUGGAAGUUGGUGCUCUGGCUCAUGUUUCUAACAUUAAAGAUCUUGACAUUGAUGUAUUGAAUGAGUAAGUAAACAAGGAUGAUAAGUAAUAGUUCAAAUACGCGGAAGUGUUCUUCCUCUGAUUUCUAAAUACAGACAAGCAGGCUGAAAAUACGAGGCGACUUCGCCGAGAUUUUUUAACCAGUUUGUCUGUAUUUAGAAAUCAGAGAAAGAACACUUGUACGAGUGUUUGAACUUACUUCUUAAACGAACCUGUAUUUUAUGAGAAAAUCAAGAUGAACGUUGGCGAAAUUUGUCUGUAAUCCUCCUCCGAUUUCUAAAUACUGAUUAAAUAUUUAUUUCUUUUGAAUUUUCUUCAUGAAUUAUUAAUGAGUUUGAAAACAAUAUAUACCAAUUGACAGUCAGUGAUAAAAUACAGCAGUUGGCUUGAUAAGAAACAACUACAUGCAUGUAUUGUCAUAUUCGCCUGUCUCAAAAGUCUGACUGCACCUUAGGAAUGAUCAAUGAUUAAUAGUACACUGUACUGUCAGUAUGAACUCCACAGAGCAAAAUGGCUGAGCAUCCUUCAUGGAAGGUAUAUAGAAAAUUAGAAACAAAUAAUAACGCUGAAAAACUCAUAAAAGAACGUUGUCUUCCACGUCGAUGUACGCCAAUUGACUUCUCUACCUAUCUCCGUCUCUUUUAGCAAGACAUUUGCGUGGUAAACAGUGAGUUCUGACUGCCAUACCAAUUCAAUAGAUUUAUUCAUAAGCACACAUGAGGCUUGACAAAGUUAGAGCCAUAACUUGUGAUCGAGUUUAUACAGAUUGUCUGCAUGGUAUUUCUAUUCGCUGGACAGUUGGUUGCCUGUAUAAAAUUAGGUUAAUUUAUGUCGCGGUAGAAAUACGAUAAUACGUCAUUUUAUACGGUUUAAGUAAUGAACAAAUCCUGACCUUACUAAAAAUCAUAUUAGUACCAAAUGUAUUCAUUAAUGAGCUCUUCCUACUUUUUUCCAGCUGUCUUGUUAUCGUAACUGCAUCCAAUUUAUCAAUUGUUCUGUAUGACCUUGGUGAAAGCUCAUCAGUUCGUGUGAUCACUUAUGAUGGUGGUUUUGGGCAAUCACUCUAUGUUUUUGAAGAUGGGACUAUAUACUGGGUCAUCUACAAUCCCUCCACUGGGCGCUUUAUAAUUCUAUGCACAUCUAAAGCAGGAGUAACAAGUAGCCUCGGGAUCUGGUACAAUGGAGAAAUUUGUGUAGUGGUAGACCGAUUAUAUAUUUAUGUAUUGGCUAAAGAAAACAACCGAAUUGAUAUUUAUUCCAGAAGAACAUUGGUGAAACACUGGGAAUUACGUAUAAUACCUAAUGCCAAUGAGUUGAUCCUGGCAUUGGGUAAGUAAAUAACAGAAAUACAAAUACCAUCAAGUCACUUAUUUGCGGACGACUUACUAUGACGUAAUUUGGUACAUAUAGAUUAAUUGUUUUUAGUGGCAAAAAACCUGGCAUGUUGUUUAAGGAGACAUCAAAAGAUUUAACCAAUAAUUAUACUUUCAAAUCUUUCAAAUUUGAUUGUCUAUGAAAAAUUUGUCAUUUUGAAAAUUCGCCACGAGUCAUGAUGUUAUUAUGAAGAUUAGAAUCAAACAUUUGCAAAAAAAUGUGGAAUCCAAUAAAUGCAUUCACUUGAAAUGUAUACAGUAUAGUCGACAGAAUUUGACAGCGGAGGAAUUCGGCUUUCUAUCAAAAUGUUUGCAUAACCAAAUGUUAGCACAUCCCAUCAUAAUUUGCAAUCAGCUAUUGCCUUCGAUAUAGUAGGGAAGGCACAAACCGCACGAUAACAAACUAGCAUGCAUACAUAUACAUCAUUUGUCCGUUAAUCUUUUUCAUCACCUAAUGAAUUAUCUUUUUGUUUCAUCCGUGGUUUACUAAACAAAAAGGUUUUCGUUGUGAUCGACAAAUGAGUAACUAUAUCAUUGAUGAUCAUGAUCUAGGGUUUUUUUCUGACGAGCCGAUGACAGAUAGUUUUGUAUGAACCAUUCACACCAUGCAUUAUAAAAUAAUUUUUGCAAAAUCCCUCCAAACAUCCAAACGUCAUUGAAAUGUAAUAUCAACUAAUCAUGCUGGCCGACGGGCUGUAUUUCUGAUGUCUGCACCAAACAUCUGGCCACGAUUACUGUGUGCACUAAAUUUUAAUAUUUAAUUCUAGAUAUUGAUGAAUGCUGCUCCAAUAACACAUGUCACAUGAAUGCCACGUGUUCGGACACACCUGGAAGCUUCGUCUGUACUUGUAAUGAAGGCUUUGAGCCAAGUGGAGAUGAUUGCAUAGGUAU